Spodoptera littoralis (African cotton leafworm) is the source of this 237-nucleotide messenger RNA. The record is from the annotation of a GenBank genome assembly. Lineage: Eukaryota; Metazoa; Arthropoda; Insecta; Lepidoptera; Noctuidae.
AUGAUAACACCGUAUUUGCAAAAACAAAACACCAGAAUGAGAAAUUGCAUUACAGCCGAAGAGCGCCUUACAGUAACAUUGCGAUUUUUAGCUACGGGUAGAAGUUAUGAGUGUCUAAAAUUUAGCUAUGGUAUAUCUCCGCAAAGCUUGGGUCGUAUCAUCCUUCCGGGACUAAGACGACCACAAAAUGAUUACAAACGUGCGCUCAAUCACGCCGGACAAAUAAACAGGCACUAA